This is a messenger RNA of Camellia sinensis, 1452 nucleotides long. The record is from RefSeq and is a predicted model, not a curated record. Lineage: Eukaryota; Viridiplantae; Streptophyta; Magnoliopsida; Ericales; Theaceae.
AUGGUUGAUGUUGUUGUCUCUUCCAUAGUGCGGAGACUUGGUGGUCUUCUCAUUGAUCAAGUAAUUUUUUUGCAAGGAGUGAGAGAUGAAGUCAACUAUCUGAGAACCAAAUUGGAAUACAUGUUGUGUUUCUUGAAAGAUGCAGAAGAAAAACAAUAUCGAGACAGUAGGAUACGCAAAUGGGUAUCCGAUAUUAGAGAUGUUGCUUACGAAGCCGAGGAUAUUAUCGACAAGUUUGUUCUCAAAGUUAAAGGAGGGAUUCCCAAAAGGACAGGGUUCAAAGCUUGCCUCAGAAAGUACUUUUGCAUCUACAAACAAGCAAACAAGUAUGGGAUAGGUAAGGAGAUUCAAGAAUGGAAGAAUAGACUCGAUGAAAUAGAUCGAAAUCAUGAAUUUUUCAAGAUUAGAAAUAUCGAAGCUACUGGGGAGGGAUCAAGUAGCAUGAAUGAGAGAUUCAAGAAACUACUAAGGACAACACCUUAUGAAGACGACCAACAUGUUUUAGGCUUCACGAAGGAUGUUAAGUUACUGACAUCUAAACUUCUCCAAGAAACGCCCCAUCAAUGUGUGAUUUUGAUUGUGGGCAUGGGCGGUUUGGGUAAGACGACCUUAGCUCGAAAACUUUACAACUCUAGCAGUGUUGGAGAUAAACUUUACAACUCUAGCAGUGUUGGAGAUAAAUUUAAACGUAAAGGUUGGGUUUCUGUAUCCAAGGAUUACAACAUCCAAAAUCUUCUUCGAAGAACAACAAAAUCUUUCAAGAUGCCAACCACCAAAGAUGAAUUGGAGAUGUUGGAAAAGAUGGAAAAAGAAGAUUUGGAGUGCCAUUUACAUGAGUUGUUGAAAGAAAGUCGAUACCUGGAGGUGAUUGCGAUUUCUACUUCUAUACUAUCUAAUGAGUCUUCUCGUAUUCCAUUCUUGAACGGUGAUAAUUUUUCGGACUGGAAGGACAAAAUCCUUCUAACAUUAUGGUGCAUGGACCUCGAUCUGGUACUUCGUGUGGAUGAACCUCCUGAACCCACGGACGAGAGUUCUGCUGCAGAAAAGAGUGCUUAUGAUAAGUGGGAGCGAUCCAAUCGCUUAAGCCUAAUGCUCAUAAAGUCACAAAUUAGCCAGAGCAUUAGGGGCUCAAUCCCACCAUCUGAUAAGGUCAAGAACUACAUGAGGGCUAUUGAAGAGCAAUUUGUUAGUUCUGACAAAGCAUUGGCAAGUACCCUAAUGAACAAACUAUCAGGAAUGAAACAUAACAAUUCUAGGAAUGUGCGUGAGCACAUUAUGGAAAUGAGGGACAUUGCAGCUCGUCUUAAGUCCUUAGAGAUUGAGAUUUCUGAGUCAUUCCUUGUCAAUUUCAUACUCAAUUCUCUUCCUGUGGAAUAUGGAGCAUUCCAAAUUUCUUACAACACACAGAAGGAAAAAUGGUCUAUCAAUGAACUUUUGACCAUGCGUUUUUAA